Carassius auratus (goldfish) is the source of this 2345-nucleotide messenger RNA. Its product is annotated as glypican-5-like. Bases 202 to 2058 code for a protein of 618 amino acids. Gene Ontology annotation, cellular component: plasma membrane; cell surface; extracellular region. The transcript is spliced from 9 exons. Gene Ontology annotation, biological process: positive regulation of canonical Wnt signaling pathway; cell migration; regulation of protein localization to membrane. The record is from RefSeq and is a predicted model, not a curated record. NCBI's taxonomy places the organism in Eukaryota, Metazoa, Chordata, Actinopteri, Cypriniformes, Cyprinidae.
UUCCUCACAUGUCUCCAGUCCAGUCUGUCAAAUCACCCAGCAUGUGAAGCCCCUGCGCGCCUGGAAAACUUUCUCUCUGGAUACUUCAUUAAGCGGCUAUAAACGCGCAUCUCUUCCGGAUCAUACUUUUGACUCGUCUUGGGGGCCUUUCUCUCUCUCAUACACUGGCUCAGAGGGCUUUCUGUGGACUGAGAUGGUGCCAUGCUCCGCUGGACAGCACCGCGUGUAUGUUGCUUGUGGAUCCUGCUCUCCAGUGUGUUGAUGUGGAGAGUCGACUGCUCCAGCGCGCAGAGCUGUCAUGAGGUGAAAACCGCUUUCCAGCUGCGCCAGGUCGGUUCAUUAAGAUGGGUUCCGGAGACCGCGGCGACAGAUGCAGAUCUUCUUAUCUGCAAACACCAGGGUCCCACGUGCUGCACCCGCAAGAUGGAGGAGAGCUACUACACCGCUGCCCAGAGAGACACACUCCAGAAUAUUCUCUCCUAUAGCUUCGAACUCAAAUAUCUCAUCCUGGGCCAUGCCUCUUCCUUCCAGGAUACCUUCCAUUCCCUGCUCUCCUUCAAUCUAAAUCAUACCUACUCGCUCUUCGACAGCACCUACGGGACGAUCUCUCAAGAUGCUAAACCCCUGGUGUCUACCCUCUUCUCUGACCUUGAACUCUACCUCCGUGGUGAUGCCAACACCGCUGUAGAACACUCGGUCCACAGUUUCUACGACAAACUCUUCCCAUUGGUGUACCAGCACUUGGUCAAUCCUGGCUUGGGUUCAGAUGUUUCUAUCUGGUCCUCCGAAGGAAGUGAGUGCCUACGUGCCACUCGACAUGACGUCAACCCCUUUGGCCCUCACCCGCAAGAACUUGCUCAGGGACUGUCCAGGGCACUAGUGGCUGGUCAUGCCCUCAGUCGGGCACUGGCGAUGGGUUCUGAGGUUCUCAAUGCCACCGAAUCAGUAGGAAUGGCGCGCCAAUGUGGACGUGCACUGGUGCGGAUGCUGUUCUGUCCGCACUGCCGUGGAUUGACCCUGAUCCGGCCUUGCGGAGGCCUGUGUCUCAAUGUGAUGCGGGGUUGCCUGGCAGGCCUAGCCGAGUUGGAUGGGCCAUGGAGACGAUAUGUAGCAUUGCUGGAGGGGCUGAGCGGGGCACUAUCAGGGGGAUACGAAGUGGAACUGGCACUUCUACGCAUCCGGGAAAGAAUUAAUGAUGCCAUCCUUACUGCACAACUCCAUGGACCACAUCUCAGCGCCGUGGUGGGUAAAGUUUGUGGUUCCUUGACCGAACCGGUUUCGUCCACUCCAGUCAGUCCCACCUCAAGAAGUUUGACUCCUUCAGUAAACCCAACCAGUGAACUCCAAACCUCAGUGAAAUCCUCAAGUCCUACAGCACUUCCUAAUACAGGCAACCAACAUGAGCACGUAACACUAAAAAGAAGGUCUCUGCCUCUGAAACCCUCCAAAAACGACAAACCCAGAAGCCUGAAAAAGAUUUCAAAGGAGUUUAUGGGCUACAUCCAGCGGUACAAAUCAUUCUUCUCCACCCUGCCGGAGAUGCUGUGCGAGGGGGAGGUCGUGAUGGAUGAAAACACCUGCUGGAGUGGAGAAGAUGUGGUAGAGAGUUAUACAGGUCACGUGGUGGGGAAUGGACUGAAAGCCCAGAAACACAACCCAGAGAUAAAGAUCAGAAGUGUGGAUCCAAUCCUGGUCAACGUGAAGGAAAAGCUAGAGCACUUCAACCAGGAGAUGUGGGAGGAGAUGGGUUUGGGAACAGAUGGCCGUGAGGACGUGGAGACCAGCAGCGGCGACGCAGCAGAAGGCAGCAGUGAGUGCGAUGAUGAAGACGGCUGUCAAGGAUCGGGCCGCAGUGAAGACCAGACAGUGCUCACUAAAAAGGAAAUCCAUGUACUAAUUCCACCACGGGACGCCAUUAUCCCAAUCCAGUCCCCCAAGUCCAGAUCCAAACCGGGCGCGCCCAACAAUGGAGUGGCUCACAUCCCAACCAUCUCAUCCUUCCUAUUUCUUCCUCUCUUACUCAUGAUACAGCUCCUUCUCCGGCCCGAUGGCGUCUGACGCACAGUAAAAAGACUGAAUUAUUCAAGCAUGCAUUUGCACUAGGUCCUUAGAAGUCCGCACAUUUGUCUUCUGAUCUCAUCAGAUGCUCAGUAAUUUCUCAUGUCGGCCUUACACAGGAUACGACUCUUCACAAACUGGUUAUUCAUUCGCUCUGGGCUGUUUUAAAGGGUUUAUGUAGCUACUAAGUAGUGUACACAGACAGAAAUGUGUGAUCAUGGUACACCAUCAUUUCUUUGGUGGCUUUACUGUCUUAUUUUUUAGUGUUGCUAUUUUGCAACUUUAUU